Molecule: messenger RNA, 1380 nt
Organism: Morus notabilis
Lineage: Eukaryota; Viridiplantae; Streptophyta; Magnoliopsida; Rosales; Moraceae
Product: non-functional NADPH-dependent codeinone reductase 2
Exons: 4
Coding region: 79-1050 (323 amino acids)
Cellular component (GO): cytosol
Molecular function (GO): aldose reductase (NADPH) activity
Source: RefSeq, a predicted model, not a curated record
CACUAGCUAUAACAUUCCAUAAACUUGAUAGACUUUAUAUCAAAAGUAGCUUAAUUAAGGGUAGUUCUUAGUGAAAUUAUGGCCAACGUUAUUCCAGUGAAAAAGUUGGGCUCUACAAACUACACAGUUCCAGUUUCAGGCUUUGGAACGGCCACACAUCCUAUCCCGACACCAGAAGAAACAAAACAGGCGGUUCUCACCGCGAUUAAACUUGGGUACAGACAUUUUGAUACCGCGCAUAUCUACCAAACAGAGAAACCGCUCGGCGAUGCAAUAUCUGAAGCUCUUUCGCUUGGACUGAUCAAAUCAAGAUCGGAGCUCUUCAUCACUUCCAAGCUCUGGGCCACCGAAGCUCACCCUGAACGCGUCUUGCCGGCCAUAAAGAAUACACUCAAGAAACUUGGGACAGACUAUGUUGAUUUGUAUCUUAUUCAUUGGCCGGUGGCGUUGAAGCCAGAAACAAGUUUCCCCAUCAAGAAGGAUGACCUUCUUCUUUUGGAUUUUAAGGGUGUUUGGGAAAGCAUGGAAGAGUGUCAAAGACUAGGCCUCGCCAAGUCAAUUGGUGUCAGUAAUUUUUCAUGCAAAAAAUUGGAGACUCUACUUUCCACAGCAAAAAUCACUCCAGCACUUGUUCAGGUUGAGAUUAAUCCAGUUUGGCAACAGAAAAAACUAAGAGAGUUCUGUAAGGAAAGAGGAAUAUCAGUCGAGGCAUAUUCUCCCUUAGGAGGCGGCGACAACAAAAUAGCAUUUUGGGUGAAAAAUAGAGUCGGACACAAUCAGGUGCUCAAAGAAAUUGCCGAGGCCAAGGGGAAAAGCCUUGCUCAGAUUUGUCUUCGAUGGCUUUAUGAGCAAGGAGUUAGUUUCGUCGCAAAGAGCUUUAACGAGGAAAGAUUGAAACAAAAUAUGAGCAUAUUUGACUGGGAACUGAGCGCGGAAGAUUUAAAGAAAAUAGAGCAAAUUCCACAGGCAAAAGGAAACUCUGCAGCUUUUUUGGUCUCAGAAGCAGGCCCUUACAAGACUGUUGAAGAGUUUUGGGAUGGAGAGAUUUAAUUAAAAUGAAUAGCAAAAGCAUAACUUACCAGUGAAGGGUAUACAAAUUAAUAACGAAGGAGUUGGAGUACUCGGCUAAUAGAAAGUUACAAAAGUCCACGUAAUACACUUCAUGUCGAAUAAAUAAAGAAUCCAAGAACAUGGAAGGGCAUCAUAUAAGGUCGUAUUUUAUUGUGUAAUUUUCUUAUUUUAAUUUUAAUUUUUUGUAUCAUUUGCUUUAAUAGCUUGUAUUAAAUAUAUAUCAUAUGAGUGAAACUUAAAAUAAAGAUAAGCUUGAGCGUAGUUGUGAAUUUACAAUAUGGUCUCUCCCUCAAAAGAAAAAAGUAAAAA